This is a messenger RNA of Pocillopora meandrina, 982 nucleotides long. NCBI's taxonomy places the organism in Eukaryota, Metazoa, Cnidaria, Anthozoa, Scleractinia, Pocilloporidae. The record is from the annotation of a GenBank genome assembly.
AGGAACUGUGCUGAGCUGUACAAAUCUGGACGAAGGAUUAGUGGUGUUUACACAAUCGACCCGGAUGGUUCAGGCGCCUUUAAUGUAUAUUGUGACCAAACUACAGCCAACGGGGGAUGGACGGUGAUCCAGAAGAGAAUGGAUGGCUCCGUUGAUUUUAACCGCACCUGGAACGAAUACAAACAUGGCUUCGGUAACUUGGUCGGUGAGUUUUGGCUCGGACUGGACAAGAUAAACCGCCUGACUCGAAACAAGACAAAGAACAAGCUUCGGGUAGAUCUGGGGGUAACUACUGGCAAAACUGUACACCCUGAGUAUGACUGGUUUGGGAUUGGGAACGAGACAGCUAAGUAUCGGCUAUACAUUGGCAAUAUUACAAGUAAGUUAACGGUGUUUUUUUUUUCGGCAUUUAUCAUUCGAUUUAUAUAUAUUAAUUCACUCUCAUUUAAAUCUCAAUAUUUUACUCUACUUGGUCGAAUAAUGGUAUUAUAAGUUGGCAAGGUAGUCCUGAGGUAAACCUGAAUGUCUGAUUGGUUCUUAUUCGAUCUGGAGUUAGGUCUUUGUGCCACGUAAGGAACUCACUUCUUACUAACCUUCAUUUUUUCCUUUAUUUCCUUUUAUGCGGAAAACAACAAAUUAUUCGCGGGAAAAAGGCGUUAUACGGAUCCUAGAAUUAUGCGAAUUUCUUUUGUUCUGUUUUGAAACAGAUGCCACCGUUUUCUCUGAUUCCCUCAGUCCCCACAGGAAUCUCGUUUUUGGUACCUGGGAUAGAGAUCCUGUUGAUUGUGCUCAAAGAGGUGGCAGAGGCUGGUGGUAUGGCAACGGUAUUAAAUGUGCUGUUUUUUCAAAUCUCAAUGGUAUUUAUCCGCGUUGUGGAAGGAACACUUCUGCAAAGAUUCACUGGGCAGAGUUAGAUCGAACCAGUGCCGAAGGCAGCGCUCCUUCAUCAACUGAAAUGAAAAUUAGACCGGUGGACUUUUAA